UGUUUCUUCUACAACUGGGAGAUUUUGAGCCUCGAUUUAUAUAUUAAGGCAUUGUCAGGAAAACCGUGCGUCGACUUAACAAGUGAGAAGAACGCCUCUGUGGAAGUUCAGGCUACAUUAGGGCUCCAAUGUAUCAGCACCCUCCCAUCUCCGAUUGGAGGAUGCCAGCUAGGAUGCAGACACACAGUGUGGGCCAGACGUCAAAGGAACUCCUAGCCAAGCUAAACCAUGUUCUACGAGGAAAAGAAGACCAAUAAGAAGAUCACUAAAGAUGGACUACAGGGACACAAGCAGUCUGAAGGAGAAAAAGACGAUGGAUGCCAACACAGUAUGGCAGUGGCGCAUUAUGCAUGUAAAGAAAUAUUCAAGACGUCCAGAACCAUUCCAUUACAGUAAGAAAAUAGGACUGGAUUUUAAUGUAGCAUCCAACACGCAAAAAAAAAUGGAUUUACAAUUAAUGACAAAUGGUGUCAUACUUGAGGUUUGUGACUUUGCUAAAACAGUAAACAAGAGCGAAAGGCAUUUUAUUACAAGCAUUCUGGAGAACAGUUUUGAUCUUGGAUUGGAAAAUGAGCAACAGCGGGCGGAUUUUACUGCUCGAAUCCUGCACAAAGUCAAAGACCUGAUCAGGAACCCUCCUAAAGAUAAACAUGAAGUUUUUACUCUCUUUGAAACGUCAUCUGAGCCAGAAUUCAGCAGCAACAAUGGACUGAACAUGGCAUCAAGAGAGCGUAAGGCUGAAAGUUUCCUGUUGGAAAUGGAGGGUACUGAUGAUAGUGAACCUGAAGAUGAAUUCAAGUGUACACGAUGUGACUGUCUCUCAGAAGACAUGGAUGAAGCACAUGGUGAUGGGAAUGAACAAGAGAAUGAAUUAAAGUGUUCAGGAUUCACACAGUCAGAAGAAGAACUGAAAGAUGAGGAUCUUCCCCCUUUGUUCCCUUGUUGUGAAAAAAUUGGUCUGAAACUUGAAGGAGGUUCAAAGCAAAGUCUAGAUCCAGGAUUGUUGACAAAGGGAGUGAUGUUAGAACUUGUACACUUCACUAGAGUACUGACUGCAUCCUACAAACCUAUUGUUCUCAGUGUGUUGGAGCAUAAUUUUGAUCUUAAUCUCAAAAGUCAAAGGGUAAAAAAUCAAAUUUGGUUCAAGAUAUCAGACCUGCUCAAAAAGAGAAAGCGACUUAUCACCACUGGAGGAAAAAUAACCCCAGAGUUUAAAAAUGAGCUAUUUUCCUUCCAGACAAAACCCUUCAAAAGACCCAGAGGAUCUGCUUUGUCCAAUAUGGGAUCCCCACAAUAUAAAGUUAAGGAAGGCAUGAAAACUGAAGUCAUCAAGCCACUCUUAAAAAAGUACAAUCUAGACGUAUCACUAAUGAGCAAUUAA
Messenger RNA from Micropterus dolomieu (smallmouth bass), 1381 nucleotides. RefSeq lists its product as uncharacterized. The record is from RefSeq and is a predicted model, not a curated record. Lineage: Eukaryota; Metazoa; Chordata; Actinopteri; Centrarchiformes; Centrarchidae. Bases 272 to 1381 code for a protein of 369 amino acids. The transcript has 4 exons.